AUGGAUUCGUUUUUGGACCUAUUCGACCCAGGCACCAGCCCCCCGACCAAUUGCGAUGUAUGGCCAGAAGACGACGACGACGAUACCCGUCUGCCACCCGAACCGCAAAUGGGCAAUGUCGAGUACAAGCUCAAGCUGACUAGUCCGUCGAAAUUGCGCUUUGAACAUCUAGUCACUCAGCUGAAAUGGAGGCUCAGGGAGGGACACGGCGAAGCCAUUUACGAGAUCGGCGUCGAAGAUACGGGGAGGCUGACCGGAUUGUCUUCUGAUGACAUGAAGUCCAGUCUGAUCACUCUGGAUCAAAUGGCUCUCAAACUUGGUGCCACCACAUCAGUAUUACGAGAAAGAUCUGUUAGAAAGGACAAAAUAGUUGCGGAAGUUUUAGUUCGAAAGGUUCCUGAUGACCAAGAAUGUAUUGAAGUUAUGGUAGCUGUAUUGGGAGGCGCAGAUGCUGGCAAGUCAACUCUCCUUGGGGUCUUAGCACAUGGCGAAUUUGAUAACGGUCGUGGUAGUGCACGGUUAAAUGUUUUAAGACAUUUACAUGAACUUAGAUCUGGACGAACUUCUUCUAUAUCUCAUGAAAUUCUCGGUUUUGAUACUGAGGGUGAUGUUAUUAACUACCAAAAGGCACGCACAGCCGAAGAGAUCAGAGAUCGUUCAUCUAAGUUGAUCACAUUCCUUGAUCUGGCUGGACAUAAAAAAUAUCUUAAAACUACUGUAGCUGGUUUGAGUGGUUAUUGUCCAAAUCACGUUAUGUUAGUUGUGAGCAGUCCAGCUGUAAAUGUUUCUAGUCAAUUAGACAUGACCAAAGAGCAUAUGGAUUUAGCACUAGCACUUAGGCUCCCAUUUUGCAUUGUUGUUACAAAGACUGACAUUACUCCUGCUGACAAUACUAUCAAUUGGUUGGAGUCUAUAUUGAAAUCAGUUGGGUGUCGAAAAGUUCCUCUUGUUAUUAAAUCGGACGAUGAUGUCAUCACUGCAAGUUCAGCACAGCCAACACAAAAUGUUGUACCCAUAUUUACCAUAUCCAGUGUUACUGGUGAAAAUUUAGAUUUACUCACUAGAUUUUUAUAUGUUUUACCACCGAGUAUAAGUAUCAAAGAAAAAGAGAGAUUGGAACAGGAAUGUUGUCAGUUCCAAAUAGAUGAGAUUUUUAAAGUUCCAGAUAUUGGUACAAUUGUUGGUGGUGUACUUACACAAGGUGUUGUAAAUAUAGCCACAGAACUAGUCAUAGGUCCUCUUGAUAAUGGAACAUUUGUUCCAGUUACUGUACAGUCUAUACACAGAAAUAAAGCUCCAUGUCGUGUAGUAAAAGCAACCCAGAGUGCUUCAUUAAAUUUAGAAAAAGUUAUUCCAGGCUUGAGGAAUGGCAUGGUGCUGUUGGGAUUAGGUGUAAACCAUAGUGCCUGCAUAUUCUUUCAGGCUAGGAUUGUGGUGCUUUAUCAUGCGACAUCCAUACACAAUGGAUUCCAAACCACUGUACACAUUGGGAAUAUUCGACAAACUGCUGCUAUUGUUGCUAUCAUGGAGUGUGAUAAACGAGGCAUGCACACUAAUGAUUCCGCAUCAGUAAUAUUUAAGUUUGCGCGCCAUCCAGAAUAUGUAACUGAAGGCAUGAGGUUAUUAUUCAGAGAAGGGCAGACUAAAGGAAUUGGGAUUGUUACACAGGUGUUUGCUUUACAGGUUGUGGCAGGAUAA
Macrosiphum euphorbiae (potato aphid) is the source of this 1698-nucleotide messenger RNA. Lineage: Eukaryota; Metazoa; Arthropoda; Insecta; Hemiptera; Aphididae. The record is from the annotation of a GenBank genome assembly.